Messenger RNA from Amaranthus tricolor (Joseph's coat), 1848 nucleotides. RefSeq lists its product as uncharacterized. The transcript is spliced from 5 exons. The record is from RefSeq and is a predicted model, not a curated record. Bases 330 to 1142 code for a protein of 270 amino acids. NCBI's taxonomy places the organism in Eukaryota, Viridiplantae, Streptophyta, Magnoliopsida, Caryophyllales, Amaranthaceae.
UUUGCACAUUACAAGCAUAAAUCACAAGGCCAACCAGCCCCCACUCUUUGCCUAGUUGUCUCCCUUACACAACAAUUAUAUUUUUCCUUAGAUUUUCUAUUCUAAUUAACCUCUCUAAUAUUGUGUUCUUUUUUCAAUAUUUGCAACAUCUUUGAUUGGAAUCUUUUUGCAAACACAAAGACAGCACAGAUAGAUCUCCUUUGUGCUGUCCAGUUGACCCCAAAACAGAACAAAAAUUUUUUAGACCCAAACAAAAGGAAAUACUUACUCAUCUUAUUUCUUCACAACCAACAGAAGUAUAUAUAAAAGGCAUACAUAUAUUCAUUGCCAUGCAGGUUCUUCGGUGGUUAUUCAAGGUAACACAAGAUCAUAAACAAGGUGACGAUAAGUCCAACUUAGAGAACAAAUCUCUUCAAGAUAAGGAGAAUUUAAAGGACAUAGUUUCUUACGAGCAGAAAAGGAUUCGGAAGAAAACUCGAAAACCCGAGGAAACUACAUUAGAUUGUAAAAAUCUUAAGUAUUUAGCUUUGUUUCUUAGGAGAGGUAAUAUAGAUCCUUAUUUUAGUAGCAAAGUUCAUAGGAAAAGACUUAGUAGUCUUAACCAAAGGCAACAAAAACAAUAUAUUGUUUCAAUGAAGAUGAAAGAUGAUUUGGUUAAAAGCCUUGGUAAGAAUCAUAAGGUAGACUCAACUGGGCAUGUUAAAAAUAAGGUAUUGCCAAUUAGUGAAUCAACUUCAUCAUCAUCAUUAUCAAGCAAGGUAGGUGAACAGCAAUGUGAACCGUCUGAUCAUGAUCCAAAGAAAGAUAGAUCAAAUAAAGGGGAAACUAAUAAGAAUAAGACACUUUCUAGAAUGAAGGAGCUUUUGAGAUGGGCUGCUAAUGCUAAGUCUGAGAAAAGAGGAAAAUUUGGAAGUAAGGUUUUGCAUUUCAGGAAUAAAUCAGCAACAAUAAAGUCAGGUGGUUAUGAUAAUGAAGUAUGUAAUAAUGAAUCCCCAAAAAUAAGCUUAAAAUGGGAAGUAGAAAGUUGUACUACAAAUUGUUCAGCAGUAUCAGCUCCACCUACAAUGAAGUAUGAUGAAUUUUGUCCUAAGACUGGGAAUUGGAUCACAAGUGAUGAUGAAUUUGUGGUGCUAGAGCUCUGAACAAUGACGACGAUGCAAAAAUAAUACUUUUGAUCAUUAGCUUCAAUUAUUGGCUAUUCAAUAACUAAAAUGUAUUGUUAGUAACUUUUUGAGUUUUGCUUAGCAGGCUAUUUUAUGACUUCAGUAACUAAAUUACUGCCUUUGUCACUCUUGCUAUGUUUCCUCAUGGGAUGAAUUAGAGUGUUGUAUAUGUUUUUGUAAAUCCAUUUUAAAGUGGGGUUAAAAUAGGGUUUGAUUAGAAGAUUAGAUAGUCCGUUUUGAACGCUUUUAGUAUGAACCUAACCUAUCAACAAGACGGAAUAGCCAAUGGUUUUUCGGGCAAUGUCACUCUUUAGCUGUAAGGUGUCACAUUUUAAAUUUUUAUUAGGAGAUGGUUCACCCAAAACUCGAAUAUUUGAAAUUUGAAUGCAAUGUUGUCAAUGUAUCGCAUAUUCACAAUAAUUUACUAUUUCAAGAAAUCAACUCGAUUAAAAAUUUAAGUCGAUACUUAAAAUUCAAAAUAUGUGUAUAUUUUAUACUUAAUUACAUACCUUUUUGACAUGAUAUUUUCCGAUAAAAAAACUUAAGCGUACGAAUUAAAAACACUAGUAGGACAAAGGACUCUACUAAUGCAUCAACACCUUAAAUUGAAUUUACUUGAAUGCUUAAAUAAUACUUUUUAAAAAUCAAUUAACGAAAACUCUAACCUAGGGAUAACAAUUCAGAU